CGCCAGCAUUGAAUGUAUCUAGACAGAAGAGUCACUCGCACCUACUCACUAUCUGUCUCUUUUCGCAACAGAAUAUGGCAGAAGUUCCCGAGACUCACGUUCUGGCGGUCGCCAGUCAUGUAGCAUAUGGCUAUGUAGGUAACACCAUGGCCACGUUUGUCAUGCAAGCGCUCGGCUGCGAGGUGUCGGCCAUCAACACGGUUCAAUUCAGCAAUCACACAGGAUACAAGCAGUUCAAGGGCCGCAAGACGCCUGCUGAAGAAGUCGCCGAACUAUACGAGGGUCUGAAGCAGUCGCGCCUUAAUGACUUUGACGUCUUGCUGUCUGGCUACUGUCCGAGUGCCGGUGUCGUGCAGCAAGUCGGCAAGAUAGCACGAGAGACCAGAUUCGCAUCGACGACAAAGCCUGGAGCCUUCUUCUGGGUGCUGGACCCCGUCAUGGGCGACGAAGGAAAGAUCUAUGUUAGCGAGGAAGUGGUCCCGGCAUACAAGAGCUUGCUGAGAGAUGCAGAUCUCAUUCUGCCCAACCAGUUCGAAGCAGAGCUUCUCUCGGGUGUCACCAUCACAGACUUCAAGUCUCUCGCCGAGGCUAUUCGCGUCCUCCAUCGCACUCACCGCGUUCCCCACAUCAUCAUCACGUCCGUCCGCCUGCCGCACGACAAUGAGACUGGAGAAGAAGCCGAGCUCUCGAUUGUGGGAUCCACAGCUGAUUCUGACUUCAACCCACGUCUGUUCCGCCUGAAAGUGCCUGCUUUCCCAGUCUUCUUCUCUGGCACAGGAGACAUGUUUGCCGCACUGAUGGUCGCACGACUACGUGAAGCGUGUCUUGCUGCAGAUCUUCUGACCACAGCACAUUGGCAAUCGCCAGACAAGGUCGAGGCGGUCGAACUUCCUCUGGCAAAGGCUGCGGAGAAGGUACUGGCGAGUAUGCAUUUGGUGCUUAAGAAGACCAUGGACUCAAGACAAGAAGAAUUGAAGAAGAUGGAGGCCUCUCAAGAUUUCAACACAGGCAUUGGCGAAGAGGCGGACAAGGACAACGAGCGUGACAGAUACCUGCGUCUCACAAAAGCGGCCGAAGUCAGAGUCGUCAGGAAUUGGAAGGACUUGGUCUAUCCUCCCGACAUCGAGGCCUUCAAGGCACAUGCUGCCAAUGUCGAGCUUGAUCCCGAUGUGUCUGUCAAGCCGGACGAGCUUGGGGUGGUCAACAUGGGCACUGGAGGAGAAAUCGGACAAGGUGCUGUGCAUCAAACUUGAGCUUGAAGAUUCUACUCUGCUUUUUCCUGUCGUGGCCGUCUCGCAUUACAUACCCCUUGUUCCGACAUGAAAUUAUACCAAGCACACCAGCUUUUUCCUUGUACGCCAGUCCCCAUAAACCAGUGGUAAACGCAACACUUGUUUUAGAGGCCGAUGGCAGGCGCGCCUCCGUUGGCAGGAGGGUUGACAGGAGGGACGAUAUUGGCGAAGCCGCCAGUUGAGCCGAAGCCUCCAGCGCCACGGACGCUGUCGGGAAGCUGGUCAACCACAAGCACCUCUGGAGUGUAGAUUCUUUCGACGAUCAGCUGUGC
This is a messenger RNA of Aureobasidium subglaciale EXF-2481, 1564 nucleotides long. RefSeq lists its product as uncharacterized. The transcript has 7 exons. The coding region runs from base 75 to 1253 and encodes 392 amino acids. Gene Ontology annotation, molecular function: pyridoxal kinase activity. Gene Ontology annotation, biological process: pyridoxal 5'-phosphate salvage. Gene Ontology annotation, cellular component: cytosol. Lineage: Eukaryota; Fungi; Ascomycota; Dothideomycetes; Dothideales; Saccotheciaceae. The record is from RefSeq and is a predicted model, not a curated record.